Ceutorhynchus assimilis (cabbage seed weevil) is the source of this 1280-nucleotide messenger RNA. Lineage: Eukaryota; Metazoa; Arthropoda; Insecta; Coleoptera; Curculionidae. The record is from the annotation of a GenBank genome assembly.
GAACGCAGCAGCUUACAGACAGCUGGCUGGAAAAAUUUGUUUAUGUUUAUAUUUAAAACCGUGCUUUGGAAAAUUUAUAGUUUUUUCAAGCUCUUUCCAAUUAACCGUAAUUUUUCCUAUUGAAAAGAGCUGAUAGAUAAAAAAAGUUGUAUAUAGAAACAGAAUUAAAAGUUACAAAGUGGAUUUUAGUUGGUUGAAAAUACAAAAUUCCGUUUUAUAUCCUAUAAUGAACAAGAAAAGUUUUCAAAUAUAAAUAGAGAUGGAACUCAAAAAACUAAAAGAACAAACGAGACGGCAAGAAGCAAAACACCAAGAGGUUGUGAAAAAACAACAAGAAAUGCUCCAAGAAGAAAAAAAGCUGCAGGAAGCAAAAGAAAAGAAAAAACUGAAAAAAUUACGUCAAGCCCAAAAACGCCUACAAAAUGGCAUGAUCGAAGAAACAUUUCCUGCAAUGGUUACUAUCAAAAAGGGAACCGGUAAAGAAAAUACACCUCCUUCGUUAACUGUAACAUUUCAAGGAUGCACAGCCACUCAGGAAAAGUUGUUAACCUCAUUAGUCGAAACACAACAAGAUGAAUCCAGCAAUGAUAAAACUAAAGGUGGUAACAAGCAAACUAAAAACAAUAAUUCGAAGCCUAAACAAGAAGCUGCAAAACUUCCACAGCUUUCAAACGGACCAAGAGUGAUUUCGAAAAAUGUAAAUGUGGCCUUAGCUGUUCGAAUUGAGCAGGAGCCAGUGGGAAUUCCAACUGGUGCAAAAUCUGAGGAAAAAUCCACAAAAAAGUCACAAGAAAAAGUUAAGUGUGAAAGAGGCCUGACAAGGAAAGAAUUUAAGUCUUUUGGAAAUCUAGUAUUGCCUCCAGGAAUCACUCUAACAAAAGUAAUCAACGGCCAGCAGUCACAACAACCGAAAAUAAAUUACUCAAAUUCCGCCGCAACAACCAAAGUAUCUCCCCCAGUAAACCAAAAAGGCGUCAUCGUAGUAGACACGGAAAAACUGAUGCAACAAACCGACGAGGCCCCGAAACCUCCAACGAAAUCCAGAAGGAGGAAAAAAACUAAAAACAAACCGAACGCAGAACCAAAAAUGAUCACUAUAAGGAACCCGACGUUCCAAAUAAAUGAAAAUCUGAGUAAUAAUACUCGACAGGUUCCAAUGAAUCAACCAGUUUCAGGUACAAUUUUUACUAAAACUGAAAAUGGUAUGGUGAAAAUAACUAGAGGUUCCAAGUAAUUUGUGUUUUAUUUUUUAUUUUAUAUUAAAGCUCAUUUUGAUAUUA